UAAGUCAAAGAUUGUAUGAAUUUCUAUCUUCUUCUCCCUAUAUACAACUAAAUGAAUUAUCUUGUUUGAACCUCACAAAAUGACAAGCUACAACUUGCAAGCAACAAGGCCUAAACUUAUAUUCAAGUAGGAGUCUGCUAAGUUUCUUACCAGCUGUGAAUGACGUGCUUUUUAUUUGCUAAUAUUUGCAGGCUCAAAAAUUGCCUUUUAAUUACUUGAUAGGAUUAGGAACUACCUCUCGAGGCAAAAAUAAAAUAAAAUGAAAAAGCAGCUUUACCUGACCACUAUAAAGUAAAGCUAUGCCCCACAUCCCACCCAUUUUAUUGAACCUUCCUUGAUCCUUAUAUUAGCAUAACAGAGACAGAGACAGAGACAGAGACAGAGACCCAGAGAGGUAUGAUGUACAUGCAAAUAAUUCUUUGUCUUUCUUGGGUUGGCUUGGGUUUAUCAAGAGGGUUAAUAUAUUUUAAUUAGUACCAUGUUCAUUUUGGUGUCUUUCUUUCUUCGUUUCUAAAUAAAAAAUGAAUGAAAUUCAUGUCAACCAAAUUUCUAUCCUCAUCAUCCAAACCGAAUCCACAUUACAGACAGCCAGAUGCCAUCAACCACUACCUCCACAUCAGCAAGUCUAUUGGCCAACUGAAACAAACCCAUUCUCUCUUACUCAAAACCUCAACAAAUUCCCUACACUAUGAUCAUCUCUUGGCUCGGUUGCUCAGACGAUUAGUGCAAUUCCCUGAUGACAAUCUCUGCUAUGCCCGAAACCUGUUCGAUCAAAUUCGCGACCGCAGAAACGAGUUCCUUUGGACCUCCCUUGUACGCUCCCAUGUUCUCCACGGACGUUUCAGACAGUCCAUCAGUUUAUAUGCUAAGAUGCACCGGGAAGGCAUUUCACCAUCUGGGUUUACCUUUUCUUCGGUGCUCAACGCCUGUGCUCGCAUACCAGCGAUCCUUGAAGGAAGACAAGUCAACGUAACAGUUGUAAAAUCAGGUUUGUUGGGAAAUAAAGUUGUGCAGACUGCGCUUCUUGAUAUGUAUGCAAAAUGCGGAUGUGUGAGAGACGCGAGAGAUGUCUUUGAUGGGAUGGUUGAUAAAGACGUGGUUGUUUGGACGGCCAUGAUUUAUGGGUAUACCAAGAUGGGUAUGAUGGAUGAUGCUAGGUGGUUGUUUGACAACAUGGGGACGAGAAAUGCAAUUUCUUGGACCACCAUGGUUGCUGGGUACGCAAAUAAGGGUGACAUGAAAGCGGCAAAAGAAUUAUAUGAAUUAAUGACAGAAAAAAACUCGGUUUUAUGUGUUGCCAUGAUCGCAGGCUAUGGGAAAUGUGGGAAUGUGGAAGAGGCCCGGAUGGUUUUUGAUGAAGUACCAGAGCAUGAUGCAUCAUGUUGGGCAGCAAUGGUGGUUUGCUAUGCCCAAAAUGGGUAUGCAAAAGAAGCCAUUGAAACUUACGAGAAAAUGAGGAAAGAAAACAUAGCAGUCAAUGAGGUGGCAAUAGUGGGAGCUCUCUCAGCUUGUAUACAACUCGGGGAUGUUGAAAUGGCAACCAAAUUAGCAAAGCAUGUGGAUGAAGGUUGCUGUGAACGAACACUUGUUGUAUCCAAUGCUCUAAUCCACAUGCAUUCAACAUGUGGUAACUUAGACCAAGCAAGAAAAGAAUUUGACAGAAUGAGUUACAGAGAUGUCAUAUCUUAUACAACAUUGAUAAUAGCUCUUGCUGAUCAUGGAAAGGCAAAGGAGGCACUGGAACUUUUCUCAAAGAUGCAUAGAGAAGAAAUAGCCCCCAACCAGGUUACAUUCAUUGGCGUCCUCAAUGCAUGUAGCCAUGCUGGAAUGAUUGAGGAAGGGUGCCGAUAUUUUGAGCUAAUGAUUCAUGUUUUCGGAAUUGAACCGCUAAAUGAGCAUUAUGCUUGCAUGGUUGACCUUCUUGGAAGGGCAGGGCUAGUUGAAAAAGCAUACAAUCUUAUAAUGGAAAAUGAGGAUGCUGCUGAUGCCAAGUUAUGGGGUUCUUUAUUGGCAGCUUGUAAGGUUCACGGUAAUGCUGAAUUGGGUGAAAUUGCAGCUAUGCAUCUUUUUAAGAUAGAGCCUGAGAAUACAGGGAAUUACGUGCUUUUAGCAAGCAUAUAUGCAGAAAUGAAUAAAUGGGAUGAUGCUAAAAGAGUGAGGAAGAUGAUGAGUGAAAGAGGUAUAAGAAAAUCCCCUGGACGUAGCUGGAUUUAGAGGCAGAGAUAAAUGAAGGUGGAUUAUUUCACUUGCUUCACCUUCAAUGGGACGAUGAGAAAAGGGCAUGCUUGUCUCUGUAAACAUCGUAUUAUUUUAUGAAAGCAAAUUAUAAAUUUAUUUUUUCAUUCUAUUUGUAUAUAAAAAUCACAUCUUGCUAUCAUUUGGAAAGUUGAGAGAGCCUCCAGACAGAAGUAGGAGGUCUUUAGGGUGUAUCAAAGUUCCUUACCAAUCUUCAGCAGAUAUAUUUUUUAUCC
Molecule: messenger RNA, 2471 nt
Organism: Ziziphus jujuba (common jujube)
Lineage: Eukaryota; Viridiplantae; Streptophyta; Magnoliopsida; Rosales; Rhamnaceae
Product: putative pentatricopeptide repeat-containing protein At5g37570
Exons: 2
Coding region: 526-2214 (562 amino acids)
Biological process (GO): RNA modification
Molecular function (GO): RNA binding; protein binding
Source: RefSeq, a predicted model, not a curated record